AUGUCUGGCUCUGAUACAACAAAGUUGCCCCUCGACAGUGGGCCGGCAUACGGAUUAGGUCAUGCAGAGAGAAGUGGCGCGGAAAGUCCCAUGCUCCAUGGUCUAGACGGACUGACGUUGUAUGAAAAGAAAUGCGUCCUCAUCAACCGCGAGAUCGAUACUCAAGGCAUGGGAAAGUACCAAUGGUACAUAUGGGCUUUGUGCGGCUUCGGAUACAUGCUCGAUCUUCUUUGGGCGCAGGCAUUCGGCCUCGUCCUCAGCCCUCUGCAGCAGGAGAUGGGCUUUGGUGACGGUGCAUCGGGCAACAUCGCGACUAGCUUCAAUGCCGGAUUGACGGCCGGGGCGUUUGUUUGGGGCUUUUUAGCAGACAUCAUUGGUCGUACCUGGGCUUUCAACUUGACUUGCCUUAUCGCCUCAAUAUUCGGACUUUGUCUCGGUGCCUCGAAUAAUUACAACACCUUCCUCGUGCUCACGGCCUUUGUGGGUGUCGGUGUGGGCGGCAACAUCCCUAUCGACACUACGAUUACUCUGGAGUUUAUCCCACAAAACAGACGCUUCCUUCUUGCUUGCCUGUCCAUCUUUCAACCUAUCGGCGUAGUCGUAUGCAGUGCCAUCGCCUUUGGCUUCAUUCCUGUUUACUCAUGCUCGCCAAACUUUUCCGAGGAUGAGCCGCUGCCAUCAUGCAACACCGCCGAACCUGGAGUGGAGUGUUGUGCGCGCGCUGACAACAUGGGAUGGAGAUACCUACUCUUCACACUCGGCGCAAUCACACUUUUCGUCUUUAUCCUCCGCUUCUUCGUCUUCAAAUUCCAAGAAACGCCAAAGUAUCUCAUUUACCGUGGACAUGACGCCAGAGCCAUCGAGACCCUUCAGCACAUGGCCAAGGUCAACAAGAAGCAUUGUGGCCUCACUCUAGAGAUGUUCGAGUCUCUAACAAGUGACGAGCAUGAAGGCUCCGUGAGCAGCGCACUCAGCGCGACGCCUGCGCUUGGCGGCGGAGCAAGGCAGCAGAACAUGAAGUGGACAGCAAAGGCGAAAAUGGAGCUCGGCCGGUACAAGAUGCUCUUUGACGGCUUUCAGAUGACUCGUCUAACGAUCCUGGUCUGGCUGACGUACAUUAUGGACUUUUGGGGAUUCACCGUCGCGGGCCAUUACUUGCCGCGAAUUUUAGCUCUCAAGAACGGCUCCCAGUCGGUGAGCCUUUCGGCCACCUAUGCCGCGUACAUUUACACGUAUGCGCCAGGCGUCAUCGGUGUGCUGCUCGGCGCACUGAUGUAUCACAUCCCGGCAAUUGGACGGAAGUGGACGAUGGUGUUGUCCGCCGCGCUCAUGGGCACGUCGAUUAUUCUCUUCUCGACAGUAGAUACGAGGGCCAAGAACGAAGGGUUGUUCGCGAUGGAGUACUUUUUCCAGUCCAUGUUCAACGCCGUUCUCUAUGGAUGGACUCCCGAAGCGUUCCCGGCACCAGUCCGCGGCACGGCGUGCGGCGUUGCGGGUUUCUGGGGCCGAUUGUUCGGCAUCGUCAGUCCUCUCAUUGCGCAGCACUUAUACGGCCGGACAGAUGGCUCAGGAGACGGAGACGUCAACAGUGUGCUGUAUCUCGCUGGCGGCGUCAUGCUGGGUUGUGUUAUCAGUACGGCGCUGUUACCGAACGAAAUGAUGGAGACGAAGGAUGAGCGCUCCCUGACCAAUGCUUCCACUGAGGAGACCAGGUGGCAGGAAACUCAAAACUUUAACCAGCGAAAGAGCCAGGAUGUUCAGGGUACACUCAGGUGA
Molecule: messenger RNA, 1776 nt
Organism: Colletotrichum truncatum
Lineage: Eukaryota; Fungi; Ascomycota; Sordariomycetes; Glomerellales; Glomerellaceae
Product: membrane transporter
Biological process (GO): transmembrane transport
Cellular component (GO): membrane
Molecular function (GO): transmembrane transporter activity
Source: RefSeq, a predicted model, not a curated record